UGGUCUGGGAGAUACAGACCACGAGUCCUCACAGUGCUCACUUAAAGCAGCCUGCAACCCAACUCUGUGAGGGAACACUCAGCCAGGACUCAGAGGAACGGCUGCCAAACAUCAGGAGUUCUACAACAAACCCGUAGAGCAGAUCAUGUUCGUUCAGGAACCCUUGAGAUCUGUCAGUGGUCAGUAUUCAUAGCAAUCUUCUCAAUGUUGGGGAUUCAGGGUGUUGCAUGUUGACACCGACGUACAAGUGAUUGGACUGAAAGAUUUGCAAGAACAAUGGGUGGGAAACAAUCUCGUGGUUUCCCCAACAAGGACUUAAAUGAGUUGAGUCAAAGGAGGAAGAGCGCUGGCAAAGACGAUGUGCCAAGCCUGUCCUCGGCUGCUGAGAGGUUCCGCAGACAUACCACAGUGCACUUUGGUUACAGCACCCUCAGUCUUGCCAUGCGGGGGUUACACGGGACCCCCAGUGAGCUGUGGGAGCUCCGAGAAGUGCAGAAGCUAAACUUGUCCAUGAACUCCCUGUGCUCUUUGCCCCCUGCCCUGGGAACUCUGGACAAUCUGGUGGUCCUCAACUUGUGGGGAAACAACCUGUCAAGUCUUCCACCUGAGAUCGGCCUCCUGAAGAAGCUGCGGGUUCUUUUUGCGUGUCGGAAUCGCUUGAGUGAAGUGCCAGAGGAACUUGGCUCCUGCUCUUGUCUGGAGGUACUCAGUCUGGCUAACAACCAGAUCACGGGCCUUCCUGGCAGCUUGGGGUCCAUGUGCAAUCUGACCAAACUCAACCUCAGCCACAACCGCAUCGUCCACAUCCCAACAUGCGUCUACAGCAUGAAAGGACUCGUCUUCCUUCACCUGGCUUGCAAUCGUCUGGAGACCAUUGCGGACCAAAUUCAGGACUUGGUAAACUUGAAGAUCCUCAUUGUGGAGGGGAACAGCAUCCACACAUUACCUAAAACACUGUGCUUCCUGGAGUCUUUAGAACUCCUCAAUGUUGACUUCAAUGAUCUGCAAAAUGUGCCAGUGGAAAUGUACCUACUGAGCAGGCUUGGCAAGUUGGCAUGCCACCCGAUGGAUAAAGGACUCCAUAUAAUCCACAACCCCCUCCUCAAACCUAUCCAGGAGGUGCUGCAAGGGGGACUCAGUGGCCUCUAUAACUACCUCAAGCCCACGUGAGAAGCUGCUACCGUGUGUUUGUAUCUGAGGCGUGUGUCGUUACAGGACGUUGGCACAGAUCUGACCCCUAGCAUGUGGUAGUCAUGCUGCGAGUCGUCACUGUUACAACACACUGCUGGAUCAUAUUUAGAUCCCCUCACUCCAGGCAAACGACC
Messenger RNA from Notolabrus celidotus (New Zealand spotty), 1325 nucleotides. Its product is annotated as leucine-rich repeat-containing protein 30-like. Gene Ontology annotation, molecular function: protein binding. The transcript has a single exon. Lineage: Eukaryota; Metazoa; Chordata; Actinopteri; Labriformes; Labridae. The coding region runs from base 277 to 1170 and encodes 297 amino acids. The record is from RefSeq and is a predicted model, not a curated record.